Contarinia nasturtii (swede midge) is the source of this 651-nucleotide messenger RNA. RefSeq names its product protein apterous-like. The record is from RefSeq and is a predicted model, not a curated record. The transcript has 5 exons. Gene Ontology annotation, molecular function: RNA polymerase II transcription regulatory region sequence-specific DNA binding; DNA-binding transcription factor activity, RNA polymerase II-specific. Lineage: Eukaryota; Metazoa; Arthropoda; Insecta; Diptera; Cecidomyiidae. Gene Ontology annotation, biological process: regulation of transcription by RNA polymerase II; neuron differentiation. Bases 1 to 651 code for a protein of 216 amino acids. Gene Ontology annotation, cellular component: nucleus.
AUGAUACCAGAAACAAAACCUCAACAAUAUCAACAGCAACACAGCUUUAAAACAGAAAAUAUGAUGCAGAAAAUCACCUCACAAGAAAGACAGCAGAGCGCAAGAUUUCUGGGUCCAUCGCGAGAACGAAGUCCCACAUUGCCAAAUUCAUUGGCUGGACAAUGUGUUGCAGCUAAUAACAAUCAUCCGUUACAUCGGCCGUGUGCGUCAUGCUCAACCGAUUUAUGUGAACAUCAUGCAACAAGCAAACCAUACGGUCCGAGUCCAAUAUUCAAUGAUUCUUGUCGAAGUUAUGAACCAACCGAUCGAUCAAUAUUCGAUGAAUCGGGCAUCGGAUUCACAGAUUCGCACAUUGACAAUCGGAUAGAAUGUACGGAGUUAGGAAAUAGCGGAAAGACUUAUGUUCAAAUGAAAUCCGAACCAGCUGGUGGAGCGAGUAGCCCAGAAUCAUCAGCAGAAGUUGGCAGUGGACCGGAUGAUUGUGCUGGAUGUGGCCGUUUAAUACAGGAUCGUUUUUAUUUAUCAGCUGUUGAGAAGCGAUGGCAUGCCGCCUGUCUACAAUGCAGUAUAUGCCAACAGCUUCUUGAAGGUGAAACGUCAUGUUUUUCGCGUGGUGGAAAUAUUUAUUGCAAAUCGGACUACUACAGGUAG